This is a messenger RNA of Asparagus officinalis (garden asparagus), 1154 nucleotides long. Its product is annotated as WAT1-related protein At5g64700-like. NCBI's taxonomy places the organism in Eukaryota, Viridiplantae, Streptophyta, Magnoliopsida, Asparagales, Asparagaceae. Gene Ontology annotation, molecular function: transmembrane transporter activity. Gene Ontology annotation, cellular component: plasma membrane. The transcript is spliced from 7 exons. Bases 57 to 1127 code for a protein of 356 amino acids. The record is from RefSeq and is a predicted model, not a curated record.
AAAACAUAUUAAUCAGACCUCAACGCCCGUCUCCUUCCCGCUACUGUGCCAAAACAAUGGGAGAAAAAAAGCCUUAUUUCGCCAUGAUCACGGUUCAAAUCAUAUUUGCCGGCAUGCCCAUAGUCUCCAAAGCUGCCUUCAACGGUGGCCUCAACACUUUUGUCUUCGUAUUCUACAGGCAAGCAGUUGCCACGGUUCUCUUGUUGCCUCUAGCUAUAAUAUUUGCAAGGAGGACUGCACCCCCAUUGCCAUUCAAAUUGACGUUCAAGAUUUUCAUGCUUGCGCUAUUAGGGUACACGAUCAACUUAAAUAUUCACAGUAUCGCCAUCAAUCUCACCUCUGCAACAGUGGCCUCAGCAUCAAUGAAUCUCAUACCCGUUUUCACUUUUAUUCUCGCGGUUCUAUUUCGGGAGGAAGUGAUUAGAUUGAAGAGGCGCCCAGGAAUCGCCAAGGCAAUUGGCGUGCUAAUUUGCUUUACAGGAGCUUUGAUUAUUGCAGUUUAUAAAGGCCCUCGUUUAAAUCCAUUCACCGAUCAUCACUCAGUUCUUCAUGGAAGUUGUGAGGAUCAUUCGAAUACUAGUAUAAACAGAACUUGGAUGAUCGGGACUUUUCUUAUGAUUUUAGUUGCAUUUUGUUGGGCUUUGUGGAUUGUGUUACAGGGGGUAUUGUUGAAGGAAUAUCCAUCAUGGAUUUGGUCCUCUGCUCUUGUGAGCCUCUUCAGUUCACUUCAGAGCUUUGUUGUUGCCAUGGCGGUUGAGAGGAAUAUGAACAAAUGGAAGCUGCACUGGGAUGAUGGACUUCUUGCGAUAGCAUAUAAUGGUGUGUUAGUGGCAGGACUUGUGUUAUACUUGCAAACUUGGUGUAUUCACAAAAAGGGCCCUGUUUUUGUGGGAAUGUUCUCUCCCUUGGCUCUUGUUGUCGCCAUUGUAGCUUCCUCAUUGCUCUUAGGAGAGGUUAUAAAUCUUGGAAGUGUCAUAGGUGGAGCCUUUUUGGUUGUGGGCCUUUAUUGUGUUCUGUGGGGAAAGAGCAGAGAAAGGAAGAACGUAAUUAAUUCAAAUGUUGAGGAUGCAAAAGAGAGGAGAAGCUCGCAUGUGGAGGGAGCAAGGGAUACCAUCUCAAAAGUUUAGAGUCCAUAGUGAACUAUGCCAAUGAAU